Molecule: messenger RNA, 3656 nt
Organism: Myodes glareolus (Bank vole)
Lineage: Eukaryota; Metazoa; Chordata; Mammalia; Rodentia; Cricetidae
Gene: Misfa
Product: mitochondrial sheath formation associated
Source: RefSeq, a predicted model, not a curated record
UCAGAUCCUUUGGAAUCAAGGAAUGGAACGAGCGUGUGACACGUCUAUCAGCUGAAGGUUUCAUGAGUUCGCGCCUUUGCCAAGAUCUUGGCGAACAGUCUCUCACUGUGUGAUUGUAGCUCAGAAAUUAUUUUCUUUUGGUGAUGAUCGUGCUGGGCUGGAUGCUUUUUGUUGGGCUUGCAUCCUACAUGGGGACAUUUCCAGAGGUGAUGCCUCCGACUCUAAAGUGGAAAGAGGGGUUGCCUGUUUGGGAGACCAAGGCACGGCGAAGAAGCCAAGCUUUGGAGGAUGAGCUGCAGCUGCUGCUGUGAGAUCAGGAACGAUGUGGAAGGGAUAUAAAUAUCCCCCAGGAGGGACCCCCUUGGAAAUAAACAAAGAUGACCCUGGUGAAGCCAUGCAGCUGUGAAGAACACCCAACUGCCCAGCUCCUGUUGUAGGCUUCACAUAAAGUAAUCGCACAUUAUUUUGUCAUAUUCUGUGUAGUUACCACACUUUCUAAGAUGAACAAAGACAACCUUCUCCUAACAGAGACAGAGGGUGAAUUGGUAGGUGGGAGUGAGUGGGUGACGGUCAGGUCCUAUUUGUCAAAGCCUCUAAGGCUGAGACACCUCGUUUAAAUUGUCCCCUCUUGGGUAAUCAUAAGUAAUGAAUUUUAGACCCACUUCCCAAAUACUAUAUCCCAAAUCCAGAGUCCAAAAGUAAAAAUUAUCCCAUGGGGGCUCAUUUAAAUACAGAGGGGAGAUGCUAGGUGGUAUCUAAUCCUCAUCCAGACCUGCUGAAGUUGGGUCUUGGCCUCACUUGAAGUGACCGAAGAGAAGAGGCUCAGUAUCUUGCCAGCACAGACCUGGACACAGCAGAGAUGUAGAUGCAGGCUUCUUCCAGGAACACCUAUGUGUUGUGCGCUAAGGCAACGGUCAAAGCACGGUCUUGCUAAGUAUCUCCCUCACCCUAAAAGCAAAGGAGUUAUCUAAUGAUCCUUUUAAAAGAUUUUUAAAAUUAUUUUUAAUUAUAGGUAGGUGUAUGUGUAGGUCUGCAUUGGAAUGCAAGUGCCCUUAGAGGCCAGAUGCCUCUGUUUCUCCUGGAGUGAGUGAGUUAUAGGUGAUUGUGAGCUGCCAAUGCGGGUGCAGGGAAUGGGCUCAGGUCCUCCCCAGGAGCUUUUGGGUAGUUUGUGCUCUUAAGCCAAGCCACCUCUUCAGACUUCUGAUGAUCCUUUUUAAAGACAACAUACGUAUAAACAAAACCUAACUGCAGCUCUCAACAUUGAAUGCAGUCAAUUUAAGUCCAGGGCUAGGAGCCUAAGCAUAAAAUAAGCAGUUAAUAAAUCAGGAGUCUGAGCUUCGAUAUCUUAAGCCCUCUAAAACUGAGAUGAGGGAGGUGGUGGUGGGGAGAAGUAUUUCAGUGACUGAUGGUUCCACUGUUCAAGAGAACAGACGUACCCAGCAAAGCAUUCCUGUCGUUUACACAGAAAACACUUACUCUUACCAUUUGUUAAGAGAUUCUACAGCAGCAGUUACUGUGUUUGUGAGCUCACCUGCAUGGAGACCAAAGGUCAGUGUCUGGUGUCUUCUAGCAUCCUCCAGCCUAGUUUUUGAGACAGUCUCCCACUGAACCUGUUAUUUGCCACUUUGAUUAGACUGGCCGGCCAGCGAGCCAUGGGAAUCCACCCAUCUCUGCGCUGCCAAGUGCUGGAGUUACAGAUGUAUGCCACCAUGCCCCCCUUUUAUGGGGGACCCGCAACUCUGAUCGCAGACUCAUUUGUGUGGCAAGCACUUUACACAUCAAUCCACCUCCUGGACUGUAAGAUUAUCUUUCCUAGGGAAAGGAAAAUGAAUCCAAAAUGCAAAUGCAGUACUGAGGAAUUUGGAACUAGACACUAUUAGUAUUUCCUGUUCUCCCAUGACCUCAACCCAGCACAUUGCAGUGGGUCGUUAAAUAGUCUCCCUCCUCACCUCAUGUGCGUCACUGAGGGCACAUCCAUCGUCCAUGUGUGUCUCUGUGAGCGCAUGUACUGAGGGAGGUCAGAAGGUAUCGGGUAUCCUUUAUCACUCUGCCUAUUCCUUCCAGGCAAGGCUGGAAGCCCUAGUAAUCCUGUCUCUGCCACUCUUGGAGCUGGGCUUACAAGUGGGUGUGGGGUACUUAUUUUGUUGUGUGUGCUAUAUGUCACUCCCAUCUUCAUGGCUGUACCCUGAGUACUCUAACCACUGAGCCAUUCUCCAGCUCCUCAAGCUCAUUUGUUACAGGGGAUUUGAACCUGAUAAUUCUGACAAGAGAAAAUCACAUACAGCUCUGCUGUUUCUCUUCCAUUUCAAUAAACCUUCAAAGCCCUGAGCCACAAAACUAGAUCUCAUUGCUCUAACCACUUUCAGUUACUUUUUAAAAUUUAUGAAUCCUUUGCAAGAGCAACAAGUGCUCUUAACCACUGGGCAACCUCUCCAGUUCUCACUUGUCAUGCUUGUUUUAUUUUUUCUCGAAACAGGGUUCUUUGUGUAGCCCUGCGUGUCCUGGAACUCACUUUGUAGACUAGGCUGGCUUCGAACUCACUGAGAUCCUCCUGCCUCUGCCUCCCACGUGCUGGGAUUAAAGGCACCUGUCACCACUGCCCCGCGCACAUUUCCAGUUUAACUUGAUGUCCUCUAGGUGGUGGUGGAAGAGAAAUCAGUGUAGCUUGAACAGUCACAAGGGUACAAGGGACAUGCCUGAUCUCUGGCCCUAACAAGUCUACAGAGGUUUCCAGCUAACACAAUGUUCCAGGUGAUAAGGAGUAGCUUCAAGUUUUGAUCAAUGAAUGAAAACCAGUAAAAUAUCAAUAAAAUAUUUUAAUGCCUACAAUUUCUUGUAUACAUAAAUUGCAAAACAUUCACCUGUAUAUGCAAAAGUAUAUUCUUCUGCAGGUCAACAGCACCAGAAAACAAGCUAAGCUAUGUCCAAGUUUUCUUCUUUUACAUUUGAUUUGUCCAUUAUGUAAAAGACAUCAUGGAUUUAAUAACUCCAAAGAAAUCUAUAUUUCACUCUUAAUCAUACACUAAACACCUGAAUAUGUAUUUCAUCACAUCCACUCACAAAAUAAAUAGUCUAAUCAGCACACUGAAAAUAAAACAACCAAUCUCUCUGCAUAUAUUUAUUCUCUUUCCAAAAUGUUUUGGUCUUCUGCUAUAUCUCAGAAAUGUACUGCUAGCUGCUUCUAAGUUAUAAAAUACAAAAUAAUUUAUUUCUUGGAGAAAAUCUUGGGGUUACCAUUACAAAAAUGAAAUUCCGUGUUCCCUUAGACUUUGUGUUAAGUCUUUGAACUUUCUCAUGGCACACACACAGGGCUGCCUGUGACAUGUGGUACCCUGCCUCUACAUGGACAUGCCUGCGUCCAUUGCACAGAGAAAGUACAAAGACCAGUUCUGAAGUAGCCUUAAAACAAAGUGCCCUUUGCUUUAGCAAGUGGGACUGUGCAAUCAGAGUCACAAGUUUUAUGAAAACUACUUUCUUGUCACAUAAUUUGUUAGAGAAUGCCACACCCAUGAUCAUGUAACAUUACAAUUGUGGAACAUUACUACAUUCGAGAAUUAACAUCACCCAAUAAAAGGCACAUCUUCAAAUAGUGAAUCAAAUCUGAAAAUCAAGACAGUAGAGAGCAUACAUUAAAAAUCAAGCACUUAAUUUGUAAA